Molecule: messenger RNA, 921 nt
Organism: Penicillium subrubescens
Lineage: Eukaryota; Fungi; Ascomycota; Eurotiomycetes; Eurotiales; Aspergillaceae
Product: mitochondrial 54S ribosomal protein bL21m
Exons: 1
Coding region: 1-921 (306 amino acids)
Cellular component (GO): mitochondrial large ribosomal subunit; ribosome
Molecular function (GO): structural constituent of ribosome
Source: RefSeq, a predicted model, not a curated record
AUGCGGCCACAAGUGCAGUUGAUGAUUUUCUCGAACGGACAAGCCGCUCCUGCAAGUAACUCGGCCACCGACGAACCAUUAAAUUCCCGCAAUUCGCUCGACGCAACGGGAGACGGUUCUUUCAACAUGUUCUCACGCUCAGUAUUUCGGAGUCUUGCCGUUGACUUGCGGUGGACUGCUCCGUCCUCGAUUUCCUCUGCAGCUCCCCUUCGGCAACGAGCUUGCUUGCACCAAACCGCCCUGCUCCGAACACAGCAACAAGAGACCCAGACUCAACCAUCUUCCCCAAACCCCGAAGCACCAUUGAGUGCCAUUCCUCGUGCACAAACCUCCCAGCCCGAGGCUCAAAAUGAACCCAAGGUGCCUUCCUUCGACCCAUCCAACCCUUCCUCAGUCCCUCAAACGCGCGCCGAUGUUCCAAUUGCCAAACAGCCCGUCGCACCCACUUUGGAUUCUCCCCUCGAAGUGACCAAAUCCCUUAUGUCGCGCCUCCCGCACCUGGUAGGCCAAUCGCCGCACUAUAUCGUCGCCGAGCUGCACGCGCGCCCUUACCUCUUGACGGAGGGUGAUCACGUUCGUCUUCCUUUCCUCAUGCCCAAGGUCAAGUCUGGAGAUAUUCUCCGCUUCAACCGGGCGAGCGCUCUUGGAUCGCGCGAUUUCACAAUGAAGGGUGCGCCUCAUCUCGAUGAACGUCUGUUUGAGUGCCGAGUUCGCGUGACGGGUGUUGAGUCGGAGCCCAUGCGCAUCAAGGAGAAGACGAAGCGGAGACAGCGACACACUAAGACGGCCCGGAGCAAGCACCGCUAUACGAUUAUGCGGGUGAUGGAGGUCCGGGUGAAAACUCCUGAGGAGUUGUUGGAAGAGGGCGCCGUUGUCGUUGAGGAUAGUGAGGAUACACCUAAGAUCGAGGCUCGGUCAUGA